This is a messenger RNA of Exophiala spinifera, 1437 nucleotides long. RefSeq lists its product as uncharacterized. Gene Ontology annotation, molecular function: RNA binding. The transcript is spliced from 2 exons. Lineage: Eukaryota; Fungi; Ascomycota; Eurotiomycetes; Chaetothyriales; Herpotrichiellaceae. Bases 1 to 1437 code for a protein of 478 amino acids. Gene Ontology annotation, biological process: regulation of gene expression. The record is from RefSeq and is a predicted model, not a curated record. Gene Ontology annotation, cellular component: nucleoplasm.
AUGUUCAUUGGUGGUCUUAACUGGGAAACGACUGAUCAAUCUCUUCAUGACUACUUCUCCCAGUUUGGCGAAGUGCAGGAAUGUACCGUCAUGCGAGACAGCGCCACCGGCCGCUCACGAGGCUUUGGCUUCUUGACCUUCAAAGACCCCAAAACGGUCAACACGGUCAUGGUCAAGGAGCACUUUCUAGAUGGAAAAAUUGUAAGGUUUAUCCCCAAGAGCCCCAAAGGAGGACAGGAAAAGCCUGGCUCCCCUUGCCAGAAGAUACCCCCAAAGGACAGACGCUUACGUUCUCCUUUCCAGAUCGACCCCAAGCGUGCCAUCCCCCGAGACGAACAAGAGAAGACGGCCAAGAUCUUUGUUGGUGGAGUGAGCCAGGAUGCCACCGAAGAGGACUUUGAGAGCUUCUUCGCGCAGUUCGGAAGAGUUGUCGAUGCUACACUGAUGAUGGACAAAGAUACCGGUCGGCCCCGAGGCUUUGGAUUUGUUACUUUCGACAGCGACACUGCGGUCGAAAAGUGUCUCGAGUACCAACCAUUGGAAAUCCUCGGCAAGCCUAUCGAGGUCAAGAGAGCCCAGCCUCGAGGCAAGAUGGGCGAAGACGACGAUUUCUCACGCCGAGGAAGGGGCAAGUUCGGACGAGACGAUCGCUUCGGUGGCAACGACGGUAACAACGCCAGCCAGCCCAGCCAGAGCGCAGCUCCAAACAUGAUGGGCAACAAUUCCGGCAUGACCCCGCAGAUGAUGGCACAGUACUGGCAACGCAUGCAGCAGUACUUCGCCAUGAUGCAGCAGCAAAUGGUUACCAACAUGAUGGGCAACAUGGGCAACAUGGGGAACAUGGGCAUGAACCAGAUGAAUCCUCAAAUGAUGCAGCAGAUGAUGCAGAUGCAAAAGAUGCAAGGCGGAAACAGCCCCAACUCGCAGAAUUCGAACAUGAACAUGCAAGGGAUGACCCCCCAGAUGAUGCAGCAAAUGAUGCAGAUGCAACAACAACAACAGCAAGGUGGCAUGAAUCCUAUGCAGAUGGGAGGAGGCAACCGGCCACCCAUGGGCCCAUCGUCAAUGGGGGCCGGCGGGCAGCGUGGCAGCUUCUCGGCGCAAGAACAGCUUGCCUUCGAACAGCAAAAGUACGAGCAUCAAUCAAACCGACGAGGAGGAGGCGGAUAUCCUCAAGGUCCGAGAAACCAAAACUUCCAGGGCGGCGGCCCGCAGUCAUGGGAAGGCAUGUACGACGACGUACCUCAGCCCGACGCGGGACGGAAUUCUGCUGGACCAGUCAGAGGUCACACACCCAAGCCGCCAAAGGGUCCUGCGGGCGGCGGGGUUGGUCAGCCCAGUGCCCCGGCGAAUGCUCCUACAGGCCCCAAAAACCCUGGUAAACCCGGUGGUGGCUUCCGAGGCGGCAGGGGUCGGUACCAUCCGUAUGGAAGAUAG